AUGCCAGAAACACGCUCAAUGGCCAACGGCAACGGAGCCACCGUCAGGAGCAGGCAACCACCAAAAGAGGAAGCGGAAGAGAACAUCUUUCUUUUCUAUCCUAAUUUAAUUGGUUACGGCCGCGUCCUCCUCGCCGUCGCUUCCCUCUACUACAUGCCGCUGCAUCCCCGCACAUGCGCAACCGCAUACAGCAUUUCCUGCCUCCUUGAUGCUCUCGACGGGAUUGCCGCGCGCCACUUCGAACAAUCCACCAAGUUUGGUGCGGUCCUCGACAUGGUGACGGACCGCUGCACGACCUCGUGUUUGCUCGUCUUCUUGGCGAGUGCCUUCCCGCGCUGGAGCAUCGUCUUCCAGAUUCUGAUUUCCCUUGACCUAGCGAGCCACUAUAUGCAUAUGUAUGCGACCCUAAGCAUGGGCGGAAGCAACCAAAGUCAUAAGAAGAUCGAUGAGACGAGGAGUUGGGUAUUGAAAAUGUACUAUUCGAACAACAAAGUUCUUUUCACCUUCUGCCUGUUCAACGAGCUGUUCUUCAUCGCGCUCUACCUCCUCUCUUUCUCCUCGCCGUACCUUUCGCCUACGCUCUUGAAGGACCCCCAGGCCCCGUCCUCACUAAACGUCGGAACACCUGCGUUGCCGAAGCCGUCUAUGAUCUUUACGAGCCCCUGGUCGGCGGGUGCCAUGGAAAUGGCGAGAGCCAACAAAAUGGACUCAACCGUUCCGUGGAUUCUUUGCAUCGCAUCGUUUCCCAUCAUGUUUGGCAAGCAGGUGAUCAACGUGGUACAGCUUGUCAAAGCCAGCAAGUGGCUCGCUGAAGGUGACCGAGCAGAGAGGAAGAGGUUGGGCCUCCCGCGCCGUGGCUCGAAGAAGACGCAGUAA
Messenger RNA from Didymosphaeria variabile, 876 nucleotides. It is a transcript of the gene pis1, whose product is annotated as phosphatidylinositol synthase 1 (CDP-alcohol phosphatidyltransferase1). NCBI's taxonomy places the organism in Eukaryota, Fungi, Ascomycota, Dothideomycetes, Pleosporales, Didymosphaeriaceae. The record is from RefSeq and is a predicted model, not a curated record. Gene Ontology annotation, molecular function: CDP-diacylglycerol-inositol 3-phosphatidyltransferase activity. Gene Ontology annotation, cellular component: Golgi apparatus; membrane. Bases 1 to 876 code for a protein of 291 amino acids. Gene Ontology annotation, biological process: phosphatidylinositol biosynthetic process. The transcript has 4 exons.